AUGGAAGGAAAGAAAGUGUUAGUAGCUGAUGAUGAACCCUUUGCUUAAAAUUUAUUAAAGAUGUUAUAUGGUGCUUUGAAAGUAGAAUGUAUGGUGGUAGCUAAUGGAAAAGAAGCCUUAGAAGCAUACCAAAAAUCACCAGAUUUUAUUCAUGUACUUAUGGAUAUUCACAUGCCAGUGAUGGAUGGUUAUGAUGUAAAAAUUUAAUUAAUAUUUUCAGUCUGCAAAAUAAAUUAGAGCUCAUGAAAAAGCUAAAGGAUUACCUAAAUGUAAGAUUCUAGGUCUUAGUGGAGGUAUAUUUAUAAUAAUUAUUUUAAAUAAAAAAAUAGAUGGUGAUCCAAAGACAAAAGCAGCAUGUAUUAGUGCUGGUAUGGAUGAUUUAUUAGUCAAACCAUUGAAAAAAGAUCAAUUGUCUUAAUAUUUGUGAUUUUUUCAAAACUUAUUUAUAAUGAUUAUUG
Messenger RNA from Paramecium sonneborni, 458 nucleotides. Lineage: Eukaryota; Ciliophora; Oligohymenophorea; Peniculida; Parameciidae. The record is from the annotation of a GenBank genome assembly.